Molecule: messenger RNA, 463 nt
Organism: Acaulospora morrowiae
Lineage: Eukaryota; Fungi; Glomeromycota; Glomeromycetes; Diversisporales; Acaulosporaceae
Source: the annotation of a GenBank genome assembly
AAUGACUAUCCAUUAUUCAAACUUUCGACUGAUGACGAUAAUUCAAAAUUAUUUACAUGCUCGGUUAUUGCGCAUUUGAUAGCAUUAUGCUUAUCUUUGCCCUCAAACUCUUCUCCGCUGGCAGAUUACUUGCAAAAUCUGCAAGAUUGUCAAAAUACUUUUAUUCUUACCUGUCCUUCGGACGAGCAAACAGUCAUUUUGAAUGCACUAAUGGACGAUGGUAUUACGGACAUGUCUACUAUAAGAUAUGCCUGCUCGUGUGGAUAUACGUACGUGGUUGGCGAUUGUGGUAACGUCGUUGCAGCAGGAACAUGUCCACAAUGUAAGAAACAGAUUGUUGGGCAAGGAUAUAACAUUGCUCCCGGUAACAGCCGGUUGGAUCAAAUACCAUUGACGCAGAAAGUCGAAGUCAAAGCUCAAGCAGGAUAUUUGAUCGAAACAAGAAAAACCGAAGACAAUUAUA